GAACGCAUCCCAACAACAACAACAAUUGUCAACAAAGCGUCAAACUCGAGCAAAAAGCAUUAAUUAAAACAUUUCUGAGGACUUUAAAAUUAUGAAUACACAAGAUAGCAGUAGGAAGAUACUGGAGGAUUUAAAUUUCAAGAAGCAACAGCUGCAAAAAGGAUUGCCAAUUAUCCAGACGACACCAAAUCAAACGCCACUGCUGGAAUCACAGCAAAUUAAUACAGCUGCACGUGCGACUUAUCAGCAAGCUCAAUCGUCAUCUUUUGGAUUUUUCAUUUUAACAGAUUCUUCGUUUGGGAACUCGAUUCUUCCUGUAUUGCCUAGAUUUGAAUAGAUAUGUCUGCAACGAUUAAGUUAAAGAAACUAGAAGAAUAUCUUCAAUCGAUUGAUUCCUUUGAGAAUCCUAAAAUACUUUUAGAACAAUACAUAACACCGUCACAUAUUUCAAGUCAUUUCCUUUAUACAAUACAAAAUAAUUACGAUGAUAUUCGAGAGAAGCUUGUUGCUGAUUUAGGUGCUGGAACUGGCAUGUUGACAAUUGGAUCUGCUAUUUUAGAAGCAUCACAUGUCGUUGGAUUUGAAAUCGAUUUAGAUGCUUUAAAUAUUGCCAAAUUCAAUGCUGAUGAAAUGGAAGUAACGAAUGUGGAUUUUGUACAAUGUGAUGUUCUGAAUGACUUGAUAUCAGAUGAAAAUAAGAAGUGGCAUAAAGCAUUCGACACUGUAAUUUUAAAUCCACCUUUUGGAACUAAAAAGAAUAGUGGAAUUGACAUAGAAUUCUUAAAAGUAGCUACGCAGCUAUCAAAUCACUCAGUUUAUUCGUUACAUAAAACAUCAACAAGGAACUACAUCCAGAAAAAGGCAAAGGAACUAAAUUGUAAAGGUGAAGUUAUUGCUGAAUUAAGAUACAAUCUCGAUUCAUCUUAUAAAUUUCAUAAGAAGGCUUCUAAAGACAUUGAAGUUGAUGUAUGGAAAUUCACUCUUUUGUCAUAAUAAAGAUUUAUUAUACGGAA
Messenger RNA from Chironomus riparius, 1013 nucleotides. The record is from the annotation of a GenBank genome assembly. Lineage: Eukaryota; Metazoa; Arthropoda; Insecta; Diptera; Chironomidae.